UUUUUUUUUUUUCGCUGUAAAAAAAAAACCAUGAGUAAAGUUAAACUUGUCGACUUUACAAACAAGCUGCCGACAGUUUCAGAAUGGUCGAAAGGGUUUAGAUAUAGAAGUGCUUCACCUAGAAUAACACUUGGUAGUCCCUCCAUAGCAGCCCAUGGCAUACAACAAAUGAAACUUCCUAAAGUGAAUGACAUGACCGCAGUCGAAAUAUACCCUGGCUUAGGUGUGUGGACAAGAGCUUUAAAGGAUAUUGGAUUUAAGCGAGUCAUUUCUUUAGAACCCCAAGUGUUAUAUAAUCAUUGGAUGGAGGGCAUGGCCCAGGAAUCCCAAGGUGUCUUGGAAGUUCUGAAGAAAGAUGGGUAUGAUUGGGAAGCUUACAACGAAUUAAAGGAUCCCAAAUAUAUCGGUAACAUGGAAACCAAAGACUGGACUGAAGUACACCCCGAUAUUUUAUUUACAGGUACAUUGCCUAAAGGCAGUAGAGGAGAACAACUAUUAGCUCAGUUUGCUACCUGCAUUGUAAAUAAAAUGGCAAUGCAUACUCUAGGUCGUAUCCAAAUGGCCUUUUGGGUGCCAGAUACUUUAUACCAAAAGUUUGUGGCUCCACCAAGGAAUCACAUUAGAUGUAAAAUGAGUGUUAUUGCAGAGGCUUCUGCUGAUGUUAAAUUGAUUUGCUCAACAGAACCUGAUGAUAUGUAUCCCAGCUCUUUAUAUCACCUUAUACACAUCGUGCCAUUUGAAAAAAGUCAAAUAACAGCCCAAUGGGAUGUUUUUGAGUAUGUCCUGAAACAUUUGUUUGUUAUGCAAAAGAAAUCACUUAAACAUAUGGUCAAAACAUUGGGGCCUGGUGCCGACAUUAUUCUUCCUAGAUUAUCCUUUGAUUCCAACAUACUUGUGGGACAAAUGACAGCAGCACAAUUAAAUGAAGUUGCGUUAAAAUUCGACGAGUGGCCCUUAAGACCUAGAGUGUUAUUUGAAGAUUCCUCUGUUUUCACAUAAAGAAUACAGAAGAAAAAAAAAUAAACUUUUUUAAUUAAUAGAUUUA
Molecule: messenger RNA, 1045 nt
Organism: Mucor mucedo
Lineage: Eukaryota; Fungi; Mucoromycota; Mucoromycetes; Mucorales; Mucoraceae
Product: ribosomal RNA adenine dimethylase-domain-containing protein
Exons: 7
Coding region: 31-999 (322 amino acids)
Biological process (GO): transcription initiation at mitochondrial promoter
Cellular component (GO): mitochondrial matrix; mitochondrial DNA-directed RNA polymerase complex
Molecular function (GO): mitochondrial transcription factor activity
Source: RefSeq, a predicted model, not a curated record